Culex quinquefasciatus (southern house mosquito) is the source of this 921-nucleotide messenger RNA. RefSeq names its product homeobox protein engrailed-like ceh-16. Lineage: Eukaryota; Metazoa; Arthropoda; Insecta; Diptera; Culicidae. Bases 22 to 756 code for a protein of 244 amino acids. The record is from RefSeq and is a predicted model, not a curated record. Gene Ontology annotation, biological process: embryonic morphogenesis; regulation of transcription by RNA polymerase II. Gene Ontology annotation, cellular component: nucleus. The transcript has 2 exons. Gene Ontology annotation, molecular function: DNA-binding transcription factor activity, RNA polymerase II-specific; RNA polymerase II transcription regulatory region sequence-specific DNA binding.
UCAAGUUUUAGUGAGUGUAAAAUGAAAAGUUCGUCCCAGGUGGCAACGAUGGCUUCACCAGCGACAACCACGAGUAGUGACUUCAGUAUCGAGCACAUCCUGACGCGGGCCGGGGAACGGUAUCGGAAGCGCCGGAAGUUGAGCAGUGAGGAUGAGUCCUUUGGGGUGAGGAGUUCGACAUCGUACUGCCACAGUGAAUCGCCAAGUCACAGUGACGAUAGUGAAGCGCGGGGAGGUUCUUCGGAAGAGGACGAGGAAAUUGUGGUGGAAGAUCGGAGGACUCCGAGGGUAUCGGUGGCGGCGCUAGGAGGAGAACCGGAAGUGGAUAGGAAUACUACGGCUAGUGCAACGACUACGUCGAGCUAUCUGCAGAACUGCAUGCCAAGCUUUGAUUGGUUGUACUAUACGCGCUAUCGGCCGCCUAAGUUGCCACGUCCGCAAAAAGCCGGCCCCGUCAAACGCACUCCCGGUCGUCUUCCCCGUGUUCCCUUCACCCCGUCCCAGCUGAGUGCCCUCGAGGAUGCGUACAAAGUGUCAACCUACCUGAGCUCCGAAGAGGCAAACCAGCUGGCGUACAGCCUAGAACUAACCAACACCCGGGUCAAAAUCUGGUUCCAGAACCGGAGGGCGCGCGAUCGCCGCGAGAAGCGGGAAGCCGCCGAAGGCGGUGCUCCACCAGCUGUUGGAGGACAUUUUGCGUUUUUUGGAGGGGCGAGUCCGAGCGAGCGGGAACCGUUUCUACCGCCGAUGAAAUGAUACUUGUUGCUGCUUUGAUUUUGAGGUUAUGUAAAUAGAUAGAUAUUUUUAAAAAGUGAGAUUUUUCUUGUACAAAGAGCUAGAAUAGAAAUAUUUUAAAUUUAAGAGAAAUUUAAGGAUGUGAUAUGCUGCCACAGAAGAAUGAAAUAAAAACGAUUGCCUUCU